AUGAGGGUAUCACGAACCCUCCCUGCCCUCCUCCUGGUCCUCGCUACGCUUGCAAACGCUGAAACCGCCGUCGCUCUGCCGCCAUUGGUGUCGAUAGGGAGGAAUGUCGGCGUUUACUUGUCCGAGGCCCAAUUCAAGGCGUUUUCGGACCACGUGCAAGAGACUUUAUGCUUGGGUAGCGAUGGAGGCCGUAUGGAAGGGGAGAUCUGGUUUGAUUUCAGUGAGCUGGGCGCAGGCGCCUGGACGCCGCUAGGAAUGUGGGAAAAGGCCGACUUGAUUUCAGUAACUGAUCAAGAGAUCCCGAUUACUUCCAUCACAGACAACACCAUACCCAACCCCUCCCCACUGCUCACCAAAGCCGUAAACGACGUCACCUCCACCGCCGGCCGCGGCCCCGUCGAUGUCGGAGCAGUCGAGUACCUCGUCAACCGUCUAAACGAAGCCAUCCCAGCCGGCGACCCCUCCUUCGCCCCCCUCUCGGACGCCGCAUCCCAGCUCGGCAACGCCGUCACGGCAACGAUGCACACGGAGCCCGUCGGCUCACCCAAACCCUUCACGACCGUCACCUUUGGAUCGCAAUCGCCAGCCGCGACCGUCACGACCGAUGUAGUUGUAACGACCACCGUGCAGAGCGUCAGCUGGGUGACGACGACUGUAGGGACGGCCACUACCUCCGUGGCUGUUACCACCGUGUCGAAUGUCAUUACGACGACGAGGAAGCCCGCUACACCCACGGGCGGAAGUGUCACAACUGGGACGGCUGGAGCGACCGCCACACCUUCCUUGUCUUUACCGUUCCAGCCGCAGCAGCAGAAUGCGGCUGUCGGUGACCGCCCCGUUGUAGAGGGUCUUGCCGCGACCGGUGUGGCCGUGAUGCUUGCUCUAUUGGUCAUGGCAUAUUAA
Molecule: messenger RNA, 903 nt
Organism: Fimicolochytrium jonesii
Lineage: Eukaryota; Fungi; Chytridiomycota; Chytridiomycetes; Spizellomycetales; Powellomycetaceae
Exons: 3
Coding region: 1-903 (300 amino acids)
Source: RefSeq, a predicted model, not a curated record